Messenger RNA from Pezoporus occidentalis (night parrot), 1432 nucleotides. It is a transcript of the gene SHOX, whose product is annotated as SHOX homeobox. Gene Ontology annotation, cellular component: nucleus. The coding region runs from base 294 to 1256 and encodes 320 amino acids. The transcript has 4 exons. Gene Ontology annotation, molecular function: DNA-binding transcription factor activity, RNA polymerase II-specific; sequence-specific double-stranded DNA binding. Gene Ontology annotation, biological process: regulation of transcription by RNA polymerase II. The record is from RefSeq and is a predicted model, not a curated record. NCBI's taxonomy places the organism in Eukaryota, Metazoa, Chordata, Aves, Psittaciformes, Psittacidae.
AGUGAUGAAAUGAAAAGAAAGCCAAUUGCUGGACUGAGGUGGGGGAGAUAGCUGCUCGGAGUCCGCCUGCAACUAUGGAGCAGUCAGUAAUUGCUGGAGACAGGGAGAGCUGGGGGCUGGGCUGAGGUAGCCAUGUAUAAAUAGUGUGAUCUCAAAUUGAAAGGCAUAAAUAACAGCAGGAGUGAUCUAACCCUAUACAGCCCAUCCUCUACGUGCAAAAACAGCGUGCGGAGGACGGCCACAUCUCCGACUGCAAACAAGUGGAUCUCUGUGGAUAAGAUCACCGGGCAGCCAUGGAAGAACUUACGGCUUUUGUAUCCAAAUCUUUUGACCAGAAAAGCAAAGAGAGCAGCAGCGGCAGUGGCAGCAGCAACAAGAAGGAGACGAUUACUUACAGGGAAGUUUUGGAGAGUGGGUUGGCUCGCUCUAGGGAGCUUGGAAACUCUGACUCUAACCUGCAGGACAUGACCGAGAGCAGCAACCAUUGCCCGGUGCAUCUUUUCAAAGACCACGUAGAGAGCGACAAGGACAAACUGAAGGAGUUCAGCACAGGCAGGACGGCGGAAGGGAUCUACGAGUGCAAAGAGAAGAGGGAAGAUGUAAAGUCAGAAGACGAAGAUGGACAGACCAAGCUCAAACAAAGGAGGAGCAGAACCAAUUUCACACUAGAGCAGCUGAAUGAGUUGGAAAGACUUUUUGAUGAGACUCACUAUCCGGAUGCCUUCAUGAGGGAGGAACUAAGCCAGAGGCUGGGACUGUCUGAAGCUAGGGUUCAGGUCUGGUUCCAGAAUAGGAGAGCAAAGUGUCGAAAGCAGGAAAACCAGAUGCACAAAGGUGGGUCGGGGCAGCGGGCCGCAGGGAGGGGAUGGCCAAGGAGCCGCGGGCGCUUCGCCACUCAUCCGUCCCCGUCUCUCUCCGCAGGUGUGAUCUUGGGAACCGCCAGCCAUCUAGACGCCUGCAGAGUGGCCCCCUACGUGAAUAUGGGAGCCCUAAGGAUGCCUUUCCAACAGGUCCAGGCCCAGCUGCAGCUGGAGGGCGUGGCCCACGCGCACCCGCACCUGCACCCGCAUCUGGCGGCCCACGCUCCCUACCUGAUGUUCCCGCCGCCGCCGUUCGGGCUGCCCAUCGCCUCGCUGGCGGAGUCCGCUUCCGCCGCUGCCGUGGUGGCCGCCGCCGCCAAGAGCAACAGCAAGAACUCCAGCAUCGCUGACCUGCGGCUGAAGGCCCGGAAGCACGCCGAGGCCCUGGGGCUCUGACACGCUUCACACCAGACCCCCCCUACGCCAUACCACACCAUAUCCCCACCUCACCCCGGGGCGGGCGGGCGUGUGUGUGACCCGUACGGACCUCCGGUCUGACCCCGCUCAUCCUCCUCUUCCUCCUCCCCGGGCUGCCCUGCCACCUUCUUGUUAUUAUUUUGUUUGUUUUUAUU